Messenger RNA from Erpetoichthys calabaricus (reedfish), 4398 nucleotides. RefSeq names its product SID1 transmembrane family member 1-like. The transcript has 25 exons. Bases 6 to 2513 code for a protein of 835 amino acids. The record is from RefSeq and is a predicted model, not a curated record. Lineage: Eukaryota; Metazoa; Chordata; Cladistia; Polypteriformes; Polypteridae. Gene Ontology annotation, cellular component: membrane.
CAACUAUGCAACGCCUACGGAUAUUCAUUGGAACCGGACCGGUGGGGAAUGCUGUCCAAAUGGGUCCACUGAGCUUGGCAGCGGCCAUGCUGCUGGCUACACUCCUUGUUGGAUGCCAGUGCCAGAGAAAACUCCCGUCCUCGCCUCAGCAGGCCGAAUUCAAUCGUGUUUACAGCGGCGCCGUGAGCAGGACUACGGAGAACAUCUACAGCUUCAGCUACACCUCAAGAACCGGGCAGGUAGAUGCCAUCCGUGUCUUUGCCAGUGCGGAUUCGAAAGACUUGCACUAUCCAGUGAUAUUUGUUGUGCGUCAGGAGAAAGGUGUUUUGUCAUGGCAAGUUCCGCUUGUACUGAGAGGACUCUAUCAGAGGUCAUAUAAGUACCAAGAAGUCAGCCGUACCUUGUGCCCACUGGAACCUGAGGAAGAGGAGUUAUCGGCAGAGCAUAGUCUGUUCAUUGAUGUGGCCUCCAUGGCACCAGCCAACGUGCAUUACCAGCUCCUCGUCACCUGGACAAAACAUUUCACUCUGGAGACUGGAGAAGCUUUCAACUUCAGUGCUACUCCAUCCCAGCCGCAGUAUUUCUUGUACACAUUUCCUGUCAGAGUGAACUCUGUGGUGAUUCAAGUGGAGGCAGAGCAGGCACAUCCAUGUACCGUUGUGUCCGUUCAGGACAUUGUGUGCCCAGUUUAUGAUCUUGACCACAAUGUGGAGUUCAUAGGCGUGUACCAGUCUAUGACCAAGCAAGCUGCAAUCACAGUGCAGAGAAAAGAUUUUCCUGAUGGAAAAUUCUACAUUGUGUUUGUUGUCAGACCCGAGGACUAUGCUUGUGGGGGCUCUUUCACAACAGAGGAAGGUAAAGGAAACAGCAGUCAUACUGGGGAACACAGAAAGGACCUCAGAAUUACAGUUGUGCCUGCUGUUAGCGAGUCAGUAUAUAUCCAUGCCACACUCUUGUCUUUUCUCAUCUUCCUGAUGUUCUAUGGAGGAGCUCUGCUUGUUACUUUCACUCAGUAUGCAUGUGCUCACCGAAGGGGUGCAGAUGGAGUGUGCGGUCCUGAUGAUGAAGGUGCUAAUAUGGUGGCAUCCUUUCAUCCCAUUGACAGCAGUGGCACAGAAGAAGGUAGCUAUGGGGCAAUCGAAGAAUCAAGCUGCAGAACCCCAGCUAGUCAUUCCUCAACACCGCAAGACACAGCUCGAUGUCGAUCUUACUCUGACUCUUCAGCUGAGGAAGACAGUGACUUUGAUCCAGUUCACAAUUUUGACAUGAACAAAGAUGUCACAAGGACCAAGACAUUCCUCUAUGUAUCAGACUUGGCUCGCAAAGACAGUAAAUCUAUCAGGAAAAAAUACCAAGUAUAUUUCUGGAACAUAUUGACCAUUUCCGUGUUUUAUGCACUCCCAGUUAUCCAGUUAGUCAUCACUUAUCAGACGGUUGUGAAUGUUACAGGCAACCAAGACAUUUGUUACUACAAUUUUCUGUGUGCUCAUCCGCUUGGAGUGUUAAGUGCCUUCAAUAACAUCCUUAGUAAUGCUGGCUACAUCAUGUUGGGAUUCCUUUUCCUUCUCAUUGUCCUUCAGAGAGAUAUGACGCACAGACGCGCACUCGAAGUCAAGGACAUCUAUGCCACGGAGUGUGGAAUUCCUAAACAUUUUGGCCUUUUUUAUGCCAUGGCAGUGGCACUGAUGAUGGAGGGAGUGCUUAGCGCAUGCUACCAUGUUUGUCCAAACUACUCCAACUUUCAGUUUGAUACUUCCUUCCUGUACAUGAUAGCCGGCCUGUGCAUGCUGAAGCUGUAUCAGACUCGGCACCCAGACAUCAACCCCAGAGCUUAUGCCGUUUAUGCCAUUUUUGCCCUGGUGAUUUUCCUGGCAGUUCUUGGUGUGAUAUUUGGAAAGAAUGCUACAUGGUUCUGGAUCCUUUUCUCUGCGGUUCAUGUUAUUGCCUCAUUAGCUCUCAGUACACAUAUUUACUACAUGGGUCGAUUGAAAAUAGAUGUCGGAGUGUUUAAGCGUAUUGCGCUGGUGCUAUACACAGACUGUAUUCAACAGUGCAAUGGACCCCAAUACAUGGACAGAAUGGUUCUUCUCAUCUUAGGCAAUUUGGUGAAUUGGUCUUUUGCUAUUUUUGGACUGAUAAUGAGACCUAAAGAUUUUGCUUCAUAUCUUCUUGGCAUCUUCAUUUGUAAUCUCUUGUUGUAUCUGGCUUUCUACAUCAUUAUGAAGCUCAGAAGUUUGGAGAAAAUUCGAACAAUUCCAUCAUUCUGCAUCAUUGCUACAGCAGUGCUGUGGGCAGCUGCCCUUUAUUUCUUCUUCCAGAACCUCACAAGCUGGGAGGAGACCCCUGCAGAGUCACGGGAACUGAAUCGAGACUGCAGCCUGUUGCAUUUUUUUGAUGAUCAUGACAUUUGGCACUUUCUGUCUGCUACGGCCAUGUUUUUUUCCUUCCUGGUUCUCCUGACUUUAGACGAUGACCUGGAGUUUGUGAGAAGAGACAGAAUCCUGGUGUUUUGAUUCUUCACUGACAAAGAAAUUCUGCAUUCUGAGGAGCAGGCUACAAGGCAGGCAACUCUGAGGGGAAGCCCUGAAAAGUAACAAAAAAAUUAUUAAUGCCUUCUUUGGAAAAUAAAAAGGGCAGUGCUGGUCAGUGUCACUCGUGUAAACCCUGCAGGGAGUUUGCAGUGCUGGGCAGUGGCCGCUUGUGAUUUCAGCUCUAACCCUUGCUUCUCGGAAGAGUGCAUGCAAAUAAAGUAAGGUGGAGCCAUUAGAAUAAAAAAGACAAACUAAAAUGGUUCAUUCUGAAAUAUGGUAGUGCAGUGCUGCAAAACACUAAACAUGAUGAGGAGUAUCGUGAGGUUGCUUUGGGUAUUUUUGAUCUUUAAUUUAAAAAUGACUGUUUCUGUGGGGCAAAACUGUCACAAGUGUACUUUCAAAAGUCAUACUAUCACAGAUUGAAACAAGGGAGGUUUUCGCCUUGUCAGCUUUAAAUUCUUCAUAUUUAUCUAUUUCAUCCAGCCAUUCUUCUUGAAUCUGAGUGUACUUCCCUCCAUGAAGAUGAUCAUUUUACUGCUUAAUUUCUCCUACUCUCGUUUUUUUCAAGGUGAAGUGCCAAAAAUAGCUCAGCAAUUGGUGAUUAUGGACAUUCGAUAGCGCUGACGGCAAUGUCUGAUUAGUAAAGUAUCAUUCACAGGCCUAUUCUGAUUUAAUCUACUGCAUUGUUUAGCCUCUCUCUGAUGCUUUUACUCUGAGAUAAAAUUUGAAUAGUAGCAUUUAAUUAACAUUUAUAUCUUGUACUUCAACCAAAUCUUGUAAUUACCUUAACAAGUUAAAAGCCCAGCCAGAAAGACCCUUUAUCAGGCAGUGCAACUUGGAAUGUGUAUACUUACUAAAGUCUUAGCAUGUUAAAGGUGGACUGCUUACAACCCAGCAUAAUGAGUCUGAAAUACCGAAAACCACUGAGAGACUUCACAUCUCAGCCAGUGCCUCCCUCAUCUCUUCCACCCAUGCACUAGUCCAUUUACACUUACUGACCCACAAGUCCUCCUGUAAUAAGUUGGGACUGUACUGUAGGUGAAGCUACCCAUUAUGUUAGGACAGGCCUGUUCAGCUUCCAUUAAGACCAUUAAGUGUCAGUGUUGAUAGACUGAGUUUGGCCGAAAGCAUACACCAUGUCAUCAAUGAUCUAAAGAAUUUUAUAGUAAUAGGAAGAUCAAUGUUCAAAGCCAAAGUAGCUUGUUUUUGUAGCAGCCACCUUCAAACAGCUUAACGUCUGUAUUUUGCAAGAAUGACUUUCUAUCCUGUUAAUAGGAAGUGUUUAUGGAAGGAUGUGCAGUUCACCCGAUGUUAGUCUGCCUGGCAGAAUAGCCUAGAAUCAUGAACAGAGUACAAAGCUGACAAAUGCUUACACCAGUGGUAGUCAACCUGGUCCCUACCGCCCACUAGUGGGCGUUCCAGCUUUCAUGGUGGGCAGUAGCGGAGCAACCAAACGGCGCUGCGAUUACAUACUAAUUGACUAAUUUAACUAUAGUAAGUUGUUUUAUAAAGAUUUAUUCUGCCAAUCUUAGCGAAAGUCCAACAUAAAGUACUUGGUAAGUAAUUAUUAUUAUAUGCUUUAACUUGCUGUAACUCUGCUUUAUAAAUUUUAUAAAGUAAAGUUACUUCCCUACUUUAUAAAUCACCAUUACUGUGGAACCGGUGGGUGGUUAGAAAAUUUUACUACUAACGGAGAUACAAAAGUGGGCAGUAGGUAUAAAAAGGUUGACUACCCCUGGUUUACACCAUAAACUAUAAAGAUGUUAUUAUUGCAAAGGGUGGCUCUACAAAAUAUUAAAGUGUGAAUAUGCAUGCAAACAGCAGGAUUCUUUUUUUGUAUUUUAAUAAAUUACACAUUGUAUUAAGU